Molecule: messenger RNA, 1262 nt
Organism: Cheilinus undulatus (humphead wrasse)
Lineage: Eukaryota; Metazoa; Chordata; Actinopteri; Labriformes; Labridae
Gene: isl2a
Product: ISL LIM homeobox 2a
Exons: 6
Coding region: 1-1080 (359 amino acids)
Biological process (GO): axonogenesis; neuron fate specification; positive regulation of transcription by RNA polymerase II
Cellular component (GO): nucleus
Molecular function (GO): DNA-binding transcription factor activity, RNA polymerase II-specific; cis-regulatory region sequence-specific DNA binding
Source: RefSeq, a predicted model, not a curated record
AUGGUGGAUAUUCUGCUUCAUACUUCUUUCUUGGAUGAUAUGGGGGAUCAUUCCAAAAAGAAGUCUGGAAUCGCAAUGUGUGUGGGCUGUGGAAGUCAGAUACACGACCAGUACAUCCUGAGAGUGUCCCCGGACCUGGAGUGGCAUGCCGCGUGCCUCAAGUGUGCAGAAUGCAGCCAGUACCUGGAUGAGACCUGCACGUGCUUUGUCCGGGACGGAAAGACUUACUGUAAAAGAGAUUAUGCAAGGCUAUUUGGCAUCAAAUGUGCAAAGUGCAACAUGGGCUUCUGCAGCAGCGACCUGGUGAUGAGAGCCCGGGACAGUGUGUAUCACAUGGAGUGUUUUCGGUGCUCGGUUUGCAGUCGACACCUCUUGCCGGGGGACGAGUUCUCUCUGCGGGACGACGAACUGCUGUGCCGGGCGGACCACGGCUUGUUGUUGGAGAGGGCCUCCGCAGGGAGCCCGCUGAGCCCGGGGAACCUUCACAGUAGACCGCUGCACAUCUCAGACCCUGUUUCCGUCCGUCAUCCCCCUCAUCACCGGAACCACGUGCACAAGCAGUCCGAGAAAACGACCCGGGUGCGGACGGUGCUGAACGAGAAGCAGCUCCACACCCUGCGGACGUGCUACAACGCUAACCCGCGGCCUGACGCUCUGAUGAAGGAGCAGCUGGUGGAGAUGACCGGCCUGAGCCCCCGGGUCAUCCGCGUCUGGUUCCAGAACAAACGCUGCAAAGACAAGAAGAAGUCCAUCAUGAUGAAGCAGCUGCAGCAGCAGCAACACAACGACAAGACCAAUCUGCAGGGCCUGACAGGCACAGCUCUGGUGGCAGGAAGUCCCAUCCGACAUGACAACACGGUGCAGGGGAAUCCUGUGGAGGUGCAGACCUACCAGCCCCCGUGGAAAAGCCUCAGCGACUUUGCCCUGCAGAGCGACCUGGACCAACCAGCCUUCCACCAACUGGUGUCUUUUUCUGAAUCGGGCUCUCUUGGUAACUCUUCGGGCAGUGACGUGACCUCUCUAUCAUCGCAGCUACCGGACACACCGAACAGUAUGGUGCCGAGUCCCGUGGACACGUGAGGAGAGGCCUCGAGGUCAGCUGGAGCCCCGGAGCGCGCGAUCAGGACAAGCGAGAAAAAGCAGCCGCGAUGGCGGAUUAUGCUGGAUGAUAAAUUAAGAUUUCGACUGGAAAACUGGAGAUCUGCCUGUCACCUGGACUUUUGAGCUCAGUGUUUGCUCAAGGACACCCCGGCAGGUUGUUG